Brugia malayi is the source of this 2442-nucleotide messenger RNA. It is a transcript of the gene Bma-atg-9, whose product is annotated as Autophagy protein Apg9 containing protein. Bases 1 to 2442 code for a protein of 813 amino acids. Lineage: Eukaryota; Metazoa; Nematoda; Chromadorea; Rhabditida; Onchocercidae. The transcript is spliced from 14 exons. Gene Ontology annotation, biological process: protein localization to phagophore assembly site; autophagy of mitochondrion. The record is from RefSeq and is a predicted model, not a curated record. Gene Ontology annotation, cellular component: autophagosome; phagophore assembly site.
AUGUUUGGGUUCCGUUCUAGGAUAGGUUAUCAGAGCAUUGAAGAUGAAAGUACUGAAUCUCGAAUAUAUUCUACUGACAACGAGCAGACACUUUUGAUUCCCAGAAACAGUGUACUGGAAGAUGAUGGACCAUCGGAAGUAUAUGGUAGUCCACCAUUGGAACACGAUAUCGCAGCGAAUGAAGUAGGUGGAACCGUUGAAUGUCAUGCUGCUACGAGUUCUGGUAUUUUAUGGGAUGGAGUAGAAAAUUUAGAUCAGUUUUUCACUCGAGUUUAUGAGUAUCAUCAAAAUGGUGGAUAUCUUUGUAUAGUUAUUAAGCAUAUUCUUACCUUAUUUCAAUUCAUAUUUGUGGUUUGGUUUGUUACAUUUUUACUAGUACGCGUGGAUUAUGAUGUUUUGUUCAAGAAUAAGAAUAUCUCUGCAGAGGGAAAGCCAAUUGGUGGGAAAAUUCGACUUGAAGAUGUCAUAUAUCCGGAUUGGAGUCAUAUUGGUGGUUUCACACUAUGUUUGCUGGUUUUUGCCGUUUUAUUUUGGAUUUUCCGGGCUGCACGGGUUUUUUAUCAAAUUUAUCAGUUUAGCGAAAUACGUACUUUUUACCAUUCAGCGUUGGGAAUUGAGGAUACAUUAUUGAGUGACCUUAAAUGGCAGGAAGUUGUGCAGCUUAUAUGCGAGAAGCAGCCAUCCAUACAUUUAAUUUUAAAUAAAGAUGGUAUUACUGCUUUGGAUCUUUAUCAACGUAUUUUGAGGCAUAAGAAUUAUUUUGUCGCCCUUAUCAAUAAGGAAAUACUGCCACCAGUAAUCAAUGUGCCUUUCAUUGGUUCAAUGCCAUAUUUACCGAACGGUUUGAAAAUGAAUCUGGAAUGGCUGUUAUUUUAUGGAGUAUGGUCGCCGUGGAAGGGACCGUAUGAACUUAAGGAAGAGUACAAACAUCCACAGAAUAUUUUCAGGCUUGCGGAUGAGUUAGAUUCGGCUAUAUUGAAAAUGGCUAUUGGCAAUUUUAUUUUUUUUCCACUUGUAUUCGUAUAUCAAGUAUUAUAUUUCUUUUUUACUUAUGGUGAGCUACUAAAGCGAGAUCCGGGAUCAUUUGCUAUGCGUAGGUAUUCAAAUUACGGAAGGAAUAAGUUACGACAUUUCAACGAGUUAGACCAUGAAUUACGAAUACGUCUUUCAAAAAGCCAUCGGGCAGCAACCCAAUAUAUGGAACAAUUUCUUUCACCGCUUGGGCAGGUUAUAGCUAGAAAAAUGCAAUUCGUUGCAAGUGCAAUCUGCAUAGUUUUGCUUUUGUUGGGUCUAUGGGAUGAAGAUGUAUUGUCGGUUGAACACGUUCUGACGAUUAUAUCUUUAUGUGGUUUGAUUGCUGUCGCAUGUCAGUCACUCAUUGGAGAUGAAAAUAUGAUUUAUUGGCCUGAAACAUUGCUAAAUAUGGUGAUUGCACACAUACAUUAUGCGCCAGACUCAUGGAAAGGGAAAGCUCAUACAGAUACGGUUCGGAGAGAAUUUGGGCAUUUGUUCGAACUAAAGGCGAAAUUUUUACUUGAGGAACUUUUGAGUCCAGUUUUAACUCCAUUUGUUCUACUGUUUUGGAUUCGUCCCAAAGCGAAAGAGUUUGUGGAUUUUUUCCACAAUUUUACGGUUUCUGUAGAAGGCCUCGGUGAUGUUUGCUCAUUUGCGCAGAUGGAUAUCAGACAGCACGGCGAUCCAAAUUGGAGUUUUGAUGAGGUUACGAAACAAGAAAUUUUAAAUAUGCAUGGACGAGUUCAUGCUAACGAUGGAAAAACAGAAUUAUCUUUGAUACAUUUUGCUAGCAAUCAUCCAGAGUGGAAGCCACCACCUCGUGCUGCUCGUUUUCUUGAUGAUAUACGAAGCCGGAUGACACAAGAUAUUAAUACACUGAAAGAUGGUGUUGUUAUGGAUGAUAACAUAUUAUUGAAUAGUCUACAUUCUUUCAACUUCAAUACUGACCAGCAACUUAGGAGAUUUAUAGGUGGACAACCAUCUUUUGUAUCCUUCCGUAAUCCUGAUUUGUUUAGUGGUGCAGCAAAUAUGUCUUUGCAUGGUGAAAGAAAAAAUCAUAUUGGUGAUAUGGUACUUACAUCACAGACGACCGCAUUAAGUAUUGUAUAUCUGCGUAAUUUACAUGCUAAUUACGAUAAUCGUCGCCUUGAAAUAGUAUCAUCUCCGACAACUAUGGCUUGUCGUCAUGUUGCGCAAAUCUCUCCGAUUUCUCCAACUGUAGCACCAAUAGUAGUCGAAACUACAGUACGAGGUUCAGAUACAGUGGUCGAAGCAGCGGGCAGUGUUUGGGGUGUACCAGCACAAAGUGCAAUUUCACCUCUUCAAGCUUCGCUUUCACCUCGAAGCGACGAUGAACAGCUACAACAGGAAAUAACUGGUGAUGAACAAUCACCUCCUGGACUGUCACAUAAUAUUUUGAAUGUUUGA